Solanum lycopersicum (tomato) is the source of this 1700-nucleotide messenger RNA. RefSeq lists its product as uncharacterized. The record is from RefSeq and is a predicted model, not a curated record. Lineage: Eukaryota; Viridiplantae; Streptophyta; Magnoliopsida; Solanales; Solanaceae.
UGCAAUUAGUAUUUGAAUUUUGUAUAUCAAAAGCCAACUUAUUUGGAUCAAUUUUGAAAUAUCGCAUUAAAUUUUUACUCUGAAAAAAAGAGAGAGGAUUGUCAGCUGGAGGAAACUGUUGGACUAAAGUGGGCCAAGUGGAUAAAGAAAUAAAGGCGGGAAAAACGGAAUGUUGAUUCAAGUUCCUCUUGUUACUGCCUCAACAAUGUAAUCCGAAAAAUAGCAACAAAAUUCCGCCGGUAGAAUCAACGAGGAAGAGUCACCGGCCGGCCAGUUGGAGGAGCUCCAUCAACAAACUCUAGCCGCCUCCUUCUGGCUUCCACUGUCUCUCUAAUUGUUAAAGCAAUUGCGUGCAAUGCACAAAAGCUGACCAAUUUCAACAAAAACCUUUUCGUAGAAUCACGCCUGCGAAUCGGAAUCGGGAGACUGGAAAUUCAAUUUGAUUGUGUUGGAAGAAAAAAUGAAGGCGAAUUGGGAGGUGAAGGAUUGUUGUAACCACGACCAAGUCAUCUUCCUUGUGACCAUUGCUGUCUACACCGUCUUCAUUUUUAUCUUAUGGAGAACAUUUAUUAUAACUCCUUUCAAGCUCAUUACUGUGUUUCUUCAUGAAGUAAGCCAUGCAAUUGCUUGUAAGCUCACAUGUGGAGAGGUGGUGGGCAUAAAAGUUCAUGCCAAUGAGGGGGGAGUGACACAAACUCGUGGUGGUCUUUCGUGGGUGAUCUUGCCUGCUGGAUAUCUGGGUUCAUCUUUUUGGGGAAUGGUUCUCAUACUCGCAUCGACAAAUGUUCUCAGUGCAAUGAUAGCAGCUGGUUGUUUUAUUGCCGCUUUGCUUAUCGUGCUCUGCCUUGCAAAAAAUUGGACACUUCGCGGACUUUGCAUUGGAUUCAUCAUUUUCAUUGGUGGAAUUUGGGCUCUGCAAAUACAAACAGAAGUUCGUAUGCUCCGUUAUGUAAUUCUCUUCAUAGGUGUUAUGAACAGCUUGUUUUCUGUAUAUGAUAUCUAUGAUGACUUGAUAUCUCGAAGAGUGAACACAAGUGAUGCUGAGAAAUUUGCUGAACUUUGUCCGUGCUGUUGUGCUGGUCCUUUUUGGGGAGUCCUCUGGGGAAUGAUAUCUUUUGCAUUUCUUUUUGGAGCUAUGUAUCUUGGACUUGCCCUUUUAUCUUGAGGUCUUUUCAGAUGGUUUAACGUCCUUACAAUAUGGCAGAGCAGAGUUCCUAUCCUCUGUUUAGUAUUUCAUCAAACAUAUUAGAUGUUACAUUCAUUUGUCCCGGGAUGCACUCCUGUCCUCAACCCAGUGAGCACAUUCUUUUUAUCCCCUAUUAGAUGGGGUUAGUACAGUUGUGUCUUGUAUUUGUACCAUGGUUUCCUGUUCAGCUGAUUCCUGUGCCAGAACCUUUCCAGACAUUUGUAAGUCGUGGUUCAAUUAGACAACAAGUUAUGCAGAGAUAUCCUCUAUUGCUGAAUAGAUCGCUCACUCUGCAUAGAUUAGGCAUGCAUGCAUUCCAGCCCCUUUUAGUUGAAGUGACGCUCUUUGUUUACAUCCAUUAGUUUGUCAAUUGUUCUAGAUUCAGUAAGUACAGAGGGUUGUUUGAUGCCUCAACAUGAUGUGUUACCCCUUGUAUUUUGUUCAACUAGAGAACUUGAUUGGUUUUCCAACUUCGAAAAGUGUCUGGCUUUUGGAAAACAGGGAGUUAUUGAAA